This is a messenger RNA of Colossoma macropomum (tambaqui), 2726 nucleotides long. RefSeq names its product solute carrier family 6 member 1a (gene slc6a1a). Bases 615 to 2585 code for a protein of 656 amino acids. Lineage: Eukaryota; Metazoa; Chordata; Actinopteri; Characiformes; Serrasalmidae. Gene Ontology annotation, molecular function: gamma-aminobutyric acid:sodium:chloride symporter activity. Gene Ontology annotation, cellular component: plasma membrane; cell surface; axon. Gene Ontology annotation, biological process: sodium ion transmembrane transport; neurotransmitter transport. The record is from RefSeq and is a predicted model, not a curated record. The transcript is spliced from 15 exons.
AGAGAGAGAGAGAGAGAGAGAGAGAGAGAGAAACAGAAGCGGAGGGAUCGACUUUCAGAUGACAUUGAGGCUAUGUAGAUGCGAGUUGGGAAUUGUGCUCCCCUCCGCGUUCCUGCUUGUUGAUGUUAGAGAGCCGCACAAGGCGAAGCUGCUCCUUCUCUGGUGGAUUCAGCACCGCCUGCCUGUGGACAGCUCCUUCUUUUCAGCACUACCUGCCUGUGGACAGCUCCUUGUGUAUUUCAGCACUACCUGCCUGUGGACAGCUCCUUUAUUUCAGCACUGCCUGCCUCUGGACAGCUCCCCGCAGCGAGGCACCUGGACUCCUGCCCCCCCCAGGACCGUUUUGGGGUUCGUUUCAAGUCUUUUAAUGGAAAUAAAAUAUAUUUAUGUUCCAAGUAACACUGGAAGUUUACAACUUGGAGAGGAAUCUACGGAUACCUCGUUGCACGACUCGCGGCCGCAAACAAAACCCCUUUGGAAGAGCUCUGGAAUUUGUUGUUAAGUGCAACUGACGAGCUGCCUGGCGCUGCUGUUCAAGCGGGGGUUAAAAAAAACACGAGAGAAAAAAAGAAAUAAAAACAUCGCGACCACAAGCUGCUAAUAAACCCAUAGAGAUGGCGACCAACGGCACCAAAAGCACGGACGGCCAGGUAGUUACGGAGCUGAACGAGGUGACCACCAACGACAGACCCAAAGCAGAAGAGAGCAAAGAGGAGCAGAAGAAGAAGAAGAAGCCUGUGCCGGACAGGGAGACGUGGGGGGGAAAGUUUGACUUCUUGCUGUCGUGUGUUGGCUAUGCCAUUGGUCUGGGCAACGUGUGGAGGUUCCCUUACCUGUGCGGCAAGAACGGAGGAGGGGCCUUCUUGAUUCCCUACUUUCUGACCCUCAUAUUCGCCGGGGUCCCCUUGUUUCUGCUUGAAUGUGCCCUCGGUCAGUACACGUCCAUCGGCGGACUCGGAGUGUGGAAGCUAGCUCCGAUGUUCAAAGGUGUUGGACUUGCUGCAGCAGUUCUCUCCUUCUGGCUUAACAUUUACUACAUUGUGAUCAUUGCCUGGGCCUUGUACUACCUGUACAACUCAUUUACAAGUGACCUUCCAUGGAAAUCAUGCAACAAUCCAUGGAACACGGAGAGAUGUUUUACAAACUACAGCAUUGCAGAUACCACCAACCUCACUAGUGCAGUCAUGGAGUUCUGGGAGCGCAACGUGCAUGACAUCACUGAUGGCUUGGAGAAACCUGGCCAGAUCCGGGUUCCAUUAGCAAUAACUCUUGCCAUUGCUUGGGUCCUUGUGUACUUCUGCAUCUGGAAAGGUGUUAGCUGGACUGGAAAGGUUGUUUACUUCUCUGCCACCUACCCCUACUUCAUGUUAUUCAUUCUGUUCAUCCGUGGGGUUACUCUGCCUGGGGCGAAAGAGGGAAUCAUGUUCUAUAUCACACCUGAUUUUGAGAAGCUCAAAGAGUCAGAGGUGUGGCUGGAUGCUGCUACUCAGAUUUUUUUCUCGUAUGGUUUGGGUCUGGGGUCUCUGAUUGCACUUGGCAGCUACAACCCUUUCAAUAACAAUGUUUACAGAGACUCCAUCAUUGUGUGCUGUAUAAACUCCUCGACCAGUAUGUUUGCUGGUUUUGUUAUUUUCUCUAUUGUGGGCUUCAUGGCUCAUGUGACAAAGAGACCCAUAGCUGAUGUAGCUGCAUCAGGACCCGGCCUGGCCUUCUUAGCUUACCCAGAAGCAGUGACGCAGUUACCCAUCUCACCACUGUGGGCUAUCCUCUUCUUCUCUAUGCUGCUGAUGCUGGGAAUUGACAGCCAGUUUUGCACUGUGGAGGGCUUCAUCACUGCUCUGGUGGAUGAAUUCCCGAGGGUUCUGAGGAAAAGACGAGAGAUCUUCAUUGCAUGUGUGUGUGUCGUGUCCUACAUUAUCGGCCUGUCCAAUAUCACACAGGGUGGCCUCUACGUCUUCAAACUGUUUGACUACUACUCUGCCAGUGGAAUGUGUCUUCUUUUCCUGGUUUUCUUCGAGUGCAUCUCUAUCUCCUGGUUCUAUGGUGUGAAUAAGUUCUAUGAUAACAUCCAGGAGAUGAUUGGAUACAAGCCCUGCUUAUGGUGGAAACUCUGCUGGGUCUUCUUCACUCCUUUGAUUGUGGCUGGAGUGUUCCUCUUCAGCGCAGUCCAAAUGGUUCCCCUCACCAUGAACAACUAUGUGUUCCCAGCGUGGGGACAAGGUGUGGGCUGGCUCAUGGCCUUGUCCUCUAUGAUCCUCAUUCCAGGCUACAUGGUCUACAUGUUCCUUAACAUGAAGGGAACAUAUAAGGAGCGGAUCAGGAUAAUGUUGCAGCCUCCGCAUGUGGUGAAGGCCCAGGAGAACGGGCCUGAACAACAACAGCAGCAGCAGCAGCAGCAGCAGCAGCAGCAACCGGCGCAACCAGCACAACCAGCACAACCAGUGCAGCAGCAGCAGGUACAGCAGCAACCGCAGCAAGCUCAACAACCCCAACAGCAGCAACCGCAGCAGCCACAACCGCAGCAGCAGCAGCAGGUUGAUAACGCCGUCCCGGCCAACCCCGGCAAUGCAGACGCCAACGUCUAAACCCUAGCUGAGAGCAAUCAAAGACGAACAAUACAGAGGACUUCCAUGUUUAUACAAUAAUAGAAUCAUCUACCUCCAGGGGCCAAACAUGAUCUAAUUCAAUCUUCAAAAAUAUAUAUGUGUGACAGUUUGACUUUCGCG